Molecule: messenger RNA, 318 nt
Organism: Salpingoeca rosetta
Lineage: Eukaryota; Choanoflagellata; Craspedida; Salpingoecidae
Exons: 2
Coding region: 1-318 (105 amino acids)
Source: RefSeq, a predicted model, not a curated record
AUGUCACCACCACCACGACCAGAGGCGUGCCCCGUGUAUCCGCUGCGGGCAUCCUCGCGCUACGUCGUGUGCCCGGACGCAGUCGAGCGCAUGUACCAGCUCAGACCAACACCAACACCAACGAUGGCCACCACGACAACCACGACGACGACGACGACGACAGGGACAGCAGCUGAUGCAAUGGGCACGGAGACAACAUCCACGUCAACAGCAGCUGCAGCAAUGACAGCAGGACUCGGUGCGAGUGAGCUUGUCACCAGCACCAGCAGCGGCUGUGGCGGCCUGCGGGGACAAAGGCGCUGCAGACGGAGCGGGUAG